Salvelinus sp. IW2-2015 is the source of this 719-nucleotide messenger RNA. Its product is annotated as transmembrane protein 47-like. Gene Ontology annotation, cellular component: cell-cell junction; membrane. NCBI's taxonomy places the organism in Eukaryota, Metazoa, Chordata, Actinopteri, Salmoniformes, Salmonidae. Gene Ontology annotation, biological process: cell-cell adhesion. The record is from RefSeq and is a predicted model, not a curated record.
GUUUUCAUCCCAACUCGCUACAGUCUGAACUUUCGGAUUGAGGGUGCUGGAGGACGCUGUCACAGUUUUUCUUCUCUCCUCAAUUUCACCACUCGUGGAUCGAAGUAAACUUAAUAUGAAAACAUGUCUGUAAAUGAAGUGUACGUUUUCAGACCAUUCAAGUUGAUUGCUUUACUUUGUGUAUUUCUGGCAUUGUGUCUGGACAUUGUAGCGUUAUUGAGUCCCGCCUGGGUAACCGCAGAGCGGUUUUCUUUGUCGCUAUGGGAAUCAUGCACCGAUAAAGAUUCUGGCUGGAGAUGCCUUUCCACCCUCAAAUCUGACUGGCAGAUAGCCACCCUCGUGUUGCUGCUGGCCGGUGCUGCGUUGACUCUGGUGGCCUUCCUGGUGGCCCUCAUCUCCCUGUGCCGGGGGACACACAGACAGCACUACCGCACAGUAGCCGUGUUCAUGUUCGUUGCAGUGGUCCUUCAGGCCUGUGCACUGGUCCUCUACCCAAUCAAGUUCAUUGAUGGAACCGUCCUGCAGACCUACCAUGAGUUCAACUGGGGCUACGGACUGGGCUGGGGAGCCACCAUCUUCAUGCUAGGAGGAGGCAUCCUCUUCUGCCUCCGGACGGACAUGUAUGAGGACGCUAUGUACUGAGUCCUCAUCUCUCUCCUUCUCCUACUCUCUCUAUCGCUCUCUUGCUCUUUCUGUCACACACACACACACACACACAC